AUGGAAUAUGACUCGGUUCACAGUGCCAUUAAGCGAAAGCUCAAAAACAGGGAAAUUCAUCUUCCGAGUGAUUAUGUGUCUGUAACUAAAGAAGCUCGCAUUAAAGAGCAAUAUGAGGUAGUUGAAGUUGACUACAGUUUCUUUAAAAAUUAUGCAGAUUCUUCUACUUUUUUAUAUAAAAGUAUUAGACCAGGAUAUAAAGCUGGUGAUCCUGUUGUAACAGACCUGCGUGCCAUGAAAUACAAACCAAAUGGUGACAUCCUCAUAAAACUAAACUUUGAUGAGGAUUGGAUGGCUUUGCCUCAAAGACGGUACAAAAUUGAUACUACAUAA
Messenger RNA from Diatraea saccharalis (sugarcane borer), 333 nucleotides. The record is from the annotation of a GenBank genome assembly. Lineage: Eukaryota; Metazoa; Arthropoda; Insecta; Lepidoptera; Crambidae.